UUCAAUUUGUGAAAAAGAAAUGUUUAAAAAAAUUAAUUUUAAUUAAUGUUUCAGGAAAGAAAACAUAACCUCCUUUUCACACAGUCGUUUAAUUUUAACGAAUUUUAGCUAGCCUAAGGGGUAGGCUCGCUCGCAAUUAAUUCUAUUCUAGGGAAUUUCAGCUAGCCUAAGGGGGUCCCUCGCACGCAAUUCUUGUAUUUGUACCUUACUUUAUGCACACAUACGCGAUUCGGUUACAGUGGCGUAUAGGCGCUUCCGUAAGCUUUACUUAUUGUUACCGUUCUUUUACCUAGAGUUCUCGUUAGGUCAACAGCGUCAACAGGAAAUAGUAAAAUUAUUAUUUAAUAAAAAAGAAAAGGGUUUUUAAUCACACAAUGGCAUUUUCAAAAAAUGCGGACACGGUGUUUCGUUAUGAAAUCAACGGGUUUAAUGGAGCAACUGUCGAUUCUUUACAAGAGAAAACAUAUUCAUCGCCUAAAUUUACCACAUCAGUGGAACCUAGGAGAGAAUUUCAUCUAAAUUUUUCUAUACAAAAAUUUUCGGAUGGCAGCUCUUCCCAAAACUGUCGUUAUUGUAGUCGUCCUUCUAAAAAAAUGAUUAACAUAAAGCUAAUUUGCUCAAAAAAUAUUCCAAAUCGAGAGGAUUUAAAAGUUCAAGUUUCCAUUAAAAAUGAUAUUGAGAAAGUCACAAGAAGUUUCUUAAUUUGUGGGACCGAAAAUGAAUUCAAUUUUCAAAAUAUUAUGGACGGUGAAACAAUGUUAAAAAUUGUUCAAGAAGGACGACUGGAAGUAAUUGUUGAAAUUUUUUUGAAAAUUGAUCAACAAGAAAGUUUUGAAACAUCAAAUUUAGAAUUUCUAACUGACUGUAAAAUUUACAUUCAAGAGGAAAUAUUUGAAGCUCAUAAAGCUAUUCUGGCAAAAAGAUGUCCAUAUUUUUAUAAAAUUUUCAAGGACGACAACAAAAUUGAGGAGUUAAGAAUUCCUAAAAACAUCAAACCGAAUACGUUCAAAAAAAUCCUUAAAUACAUUUAUGAAGAAGAACCAUUUAAUUGUUCUGACCCUGCUGCAGAAGAUAUUUUCUUAGCGGCAAAUUACCUAGAAAUUGAACAACUUAAGGAUGAAUGCGAAAAUUAUUUCCGAAAAACGAUAUCAGUUGCCAAUGUUUGCUCAGUUUUGCUACUAUCCAUCAAAGCAUCGGCAAAGUUUUUGCAAAAACAUUGUCAAUAUUUUAUUAUAAGAAAUAUUCAAAAAAUAAAUUUCGAAGGUCUUAAGGCAGAACCAGAAGUGGUAGUCCACAUUUUAAAAGAUAUUUUCGAACAAUUGGACAUUGGACUCUUAACUAUUGUUGACAAUAUAGAUCUUUCCCUCAAAAUGACUGCAAGAAAGGAGACACAAAAUUAUGAACCCUUUUUAAACAACAAACAGUUAAGCGAUAUUGAAAUCCACGUCGGCGAGGAAACAAUAUACAAUUGUCACAAAGUGGUGUUGGCGGUAAAUAGUCCUGUAUUCUAUCACAUGCUCAUCAGUAAAAUGGAAGAAGAACUCACAAAUGUCAUUAAAAUAAAAGACAUCAAGCCAGAAGUUUUUUAUGAAAUUCUAAGAUACAUUUAUACCGGAAGUAUAAAUAAUCUUGAGCAAUUUGGAGUGGAAAUUUUAGAAGCCGUCGAUCGCUACAAUUUAGAAACACUUCAAAAAUUGGUGGAAGAAUUUUUGGCAAAAAAUUUGACAAAUGAAAAUGUCGUAGAUCUCUCGAUAAAUGCCGAUUUUUUCAACGCUUUCUUUCUUUUAAAACAUUGCGCUAAAUAUAUUGUGAAACAAAUAAUUACUUACCCGAAAUUGAGAAAAGUCAAAAACGUUAUAACUUUGAAAAUGUUUGACUGUUUCAGUCAAAAUAUUUUCUACGAGUUUCUGGAGGUAUUAAAAACAGAAUGUAAAAUCAAUUUGCAAAAUAUGUCAGAACCAGAUGUGGAGUGUUUGUCACCGAAAAUUCAAAAUGAUAAUGAUUAUCGGAAAAUUUAUUCGAAUUUGAAAUAUUUAAGCGACUUUAAAAUUACUAAUCGAGGAAAAACAUUUUCUGUUCAUAAGGUUAUUUUAGCGAAAGAAUGGCCUUAUUUUCAUGAGUUAUUUCAAAAGGAAAGAGAAAUUAAGAAACUCAAUAACCAUGAUUUGGAUAUAGAUCCGGAAGCAUUUAAUAUCAUCCUUCAUUACAUGUACUCCAAUGAAUAUCCAAAUCGAGGUCGAUACGAUGUUAUUCUUGCUGCAGCGGAUAUUUUACAAAUGGAAAAUUUAAAAAAUCACUGUGAAAGAAAAUUGGAAAAAGAUCUAUCUCAAAAAACUGUUUGUCAGCUUUUGACACUUGCUGUAGAAAGUUCUGCAAAGCUUCUAUUCAAUGCUUGCAUGACUUUUAUUUUAAAAAACAUUCAUUCAAUUGAUUUUCAAAGUCUAAAAUCUAAGCCACUCGUUGUAUUAAGUAUGUUAGAAGAAUUUUUCAAAGGAGAAUGGAUGACGGAUUCUUUUCAAAUUACUGAAUCUAUUAAUCUUUCAUUUGAAAAAAAGAUUGAAACGAAUUCGAAUUAUUUUCAAAGAAUUGAUUCAUUUUUAAAUAAUGAAAAAUAUAGUGACGUAACUUUUUAUGUCGGAGAAAAAACUUUUCGAGGCCAUAAAAUGAUUUUAUCAGCAAAAAGUCCUGUUUUUGAUAGAAUGCUUUCGAGUGAAAUGAAAGAAGCUCCCACGAAUGUUGUAGUGAUUGAGGACAUGGAACCAGAGGUUUUUUACGAAAUUCUAAGGUACCUUUAUACAGGAGAAGCGAAUGUUGAACAAUAUGCUUUUGAGAUUCUAAAAGCUGCCGAUUUUUACAAUAUAGAGGAUUUGAAAACGUUUACUGAAAAUUAUUUGGCGAAAAAUUUAACUGACGUGAAUGUGGUCAAUGUUGUUAAAAUUGCCCAAACAUACAAUGCAUCAUCUCUUUUCAAAGAUUGCACUAACUAUGUUGUUAAGUUAAUGAUUUCUAAUCUGAAAAUAAAGAAAAAAAAUUCAAUUUCUUUGAAACUCUUCGCUGAUUUUCAAAAUAAUAUUUUCUACGAAUUUUUGAAAGUUUUGACCAAUUCUUGUAAAAUUGAGUAUUUAUCUGAAUUUUGUUAUCCUAUUCCACGUUCGGUUCGUGGAAUACAAGUUGAACACGUACAUUUUAAACCAAUUACAAAAAGAAGGUGUCUUAGAGGAAGGAGAUGCAAUUAAUUCGUUAAUGCAUAUUAACCUUAUUAAAAAUAAAUAAAAUAUAUAUAAUAUAUAUUAGUUGUAAUAAAAAUAUUAAAUAAAACUAUUGAUAA
Leptopilina heterotoma is the source of this 3328-nucleotide messenger RNA. RefSeq lists its product as uncharacterized. Gene Ontology annotation, cellular component: cytoplasm. Bases 375 to 3236 code for a protein of 953 amino acids. Gene Ontology annotation, biological process: regulation of proteolysis; proteasome-mediated ubiquitin-dependent protein catabolic process. Gene Ontology annotation, molecular function: ubiquitin protein ligase binding. The transcript is spliced from 7 exons. The record is from RefSeq and is a predicted model, not a curated record. NCBI's taxonomy places the organism in Eukaryota, Metazoa, Arthropoda, Insecta, Hymenoptera, Figitidae.